Messenger RNA from Myotis davidii, 1599 nucleotides. RefSeq names its product forkhead box H1 (gene FOXH1). Lineage: Eukaryota; Metazoa; Chordata; Mammalia; Chiroptera; Vespertilionidae. Gene Ontology annotation, molecular function: sequence-specific DNA binding; DNA-binding transcription factor activity. The coding region runs from base 91 to 1104 and encodes 337 amino acids. The transcript has 3 exons. The record is from RefSeq and is a predicted model, not a curated record. Gene Ontology annotation, biological process: regulation of DNA-templated transcription.
UCAGGCCCUGGCCCUGCCUCACCUUGCUACCCUACUGCCCGGCGCCCUCAGCCCUUCCGGACCCUGGCCCACGUUGCUGGCCUCCCCUUUAUGGGGCCCUGCAGCAACCCGGGCCUGGGGCUCGCGGGGGCAGAGUCGCCCUCCCAGCCCCCCAAGAGGAGGAAGAAGAGAUACCUUCGGCAUGACAAGCCUCCCUACACCUACUUGGCUAUGAUCGCCCUAGUGAUCCAGGCUGCACCUUCCCGCCGGCUGAAGCUGGCCCAGAUCAUCCGUCAGGUCCAGGCCGUGUUCCCCUUCUUCAGGGACGACUACGAGGGCUGGAAGGACUCCAUCCGCCACAACCUCUCCUCCAACCGCUGCUUCCGCAAGGUGGGGCUGGGCCAGGGUCGGAGCCGGGGGGCGGGGUGGGAAGGAAAUCCUGAAUAUCCCCGGUCGGGCGGCCCCACCAAGCUCGCCCCCGCCCCCCCCCUCAGGCCCUACCGACCGCCCAAGCCGCCCCGUCCGCCCAGUCCCCAGCUGCCACCCAGCGAGGGCUUCAGCAUCAAGUCUCUGUUGGAGGGCGCCGGGGAGGGAGCGCCCCGAAGCAGCCACGGUGGAGCGGGUGCCCUUCCAAGUAAGGAGGAGGUGGUGCCCACACCACCCGUGCCCCCUGAGCGGCCGCUGUGGCCCCUCUGCCCCCUCCCAGGGAUCAUGAGGCCCGAGGGGGAGACUACCCAGGGGAGAGCUAGCAGGCCUUCACCCCUCUGCCCUGAGGCCAGGGCCUGGCCCCUCCACUUGCUGCAGGGUACCUCCGACCCUGGGGGUCACAGGGCUUCACUGUGGGGGCAGCUCCCCACCUCCUACUUGCCCAUCUAUACCCCCAACGUGGUAGUGCCCUUGGCACCGCUACCACCCGCCUCCUGUCCCCAGUGCCCGCCCUCAUCCAGCCCAGCCUACUGGGGCGUGACCCCUGAAACCCACAGCCCCCCAGGGCUGCUCUGGGAUCUAGAUGCCCUAUUCCAGGGGGUGCCACCCAACAAGAGCAUCUAUGAUGUGUGGGUGAGCCACCCCGGAGAACUGGCCGCCCCCACCCCGGGCUGGCUGCUCUCCUGGUACAGCCUGUGAGCUCCAGGGCAGGGGCUAAAAAAAUCCCUGCUGCCACUGGCUUGUUGAGGGGACCAAAGGCCAACGGGAGUCAGAAGUGUGGCCACAGUGGCCUGGAAACACCAGGCACCAGCCACUGUGAGAGUCUACCAUGUUUAUUGGGCCACCCCACAACGGGUGUGUCAACCCCGCCCUGAUGGUCAGGCCCCUGCUACCCCCAGCGGCAAGGCUGGGAGGAGUGGCACUGCCGGAGUGGCCUUUCCUGUCCCUUCCUAGUCCCACCUUCUCUGGCCUCUUCUGUCCGUCCGUCCAUCCAUCCAUCACCAUCUGCCACCUCCCUCUCCUGGCUCCGGGGUUGGGGGAGGGAGGACUUAAAUGGCAGCUCAGCCUGAAGCCCUCACAUUCCUCAACUGUCUGGGCCGAAGGUGGCACCUUUUUGGGGAAAGGCAUAGGGGAACGGGGACCCGACCUAGUGUGGGUGGUGUCGUGGGGGAGAGAACAGUAAAGGAAUGGACC